Sabethes cyaneus is the source of this 774-nucleotide messenger RNA. RefSeq names its product superoxide dismutase [Cu-Zn]-like. The transcript has 3 exons. Gene Ontology annotation, molecular function: superoxide dismutase activity; copper ion binding. The record is from RefSeq and is a predicted model, not a curated record. The coding region runs from base 135 to 596 and encodes 153 amino acids. Gene Ontology annotation, biological process: removal of superoxide radicals. Lineage: Eukaryota; Metazoa; Arthropoda; Insecta; Diptera; Culicidae.
CCUUGUUCGUUGCACGGCAAAUCGUCGUCGUCAUCGUCUCGUUCGUUCAAUCGUCAUUCGUUGUUAAGGCACGAGGAAGUGUAGAGCUUGUUUAAGUUUACUGAAAGUUAGAGUUGAAUUUUAUUGCAAGGAAAAUGCCGGCUAAAGCUGUCUGCGUAUUAAGCGGUGAUGUCAAGGGCACCAUCUACUUCGAGCAAAACGACGACUCGAGUCCGGUUAAGCUUACCGGCGAAGUAAGCGGUCUAAAGCCGGGCAAUCACGGCUUCCAUAUUCACGAAUUUGGCGACAACACUAACGGAUGCACUUCGGCUGGACCCCAUUUCAAUCCGCACAAAAAGGAACACGGUGCUCCGGAUGCCGCCGAGAGACAUGCCGGCGAUUUGGGCAAUGUAGUGGCCGAUGACAGCGGAGUGGCUAAGGUGGACAUCAGUGACAAGCAGAUUUCGUUGUCGGGACCGUUAAGUAUUCUGGGUCGCACAGUCGUUGUUCAUGCUGAUCCCGAUGACCUCGGUCUAGGCGGACAUGAGUUGAGCAAGACUACCGGCAAUGCGGGUGGUCGCUUGGCUUGCGGUGUAAUUGGAAUCUGCAAAAUCUAGAUCACCAUGUGCAGUGAUUCGUAAAACGUUUUCACUGUGAGCUAACCUUUGGGAGUUGGGAAAUGUGUCCUUUUUAAAUUCUGUGCUAAGCAUCCUUUACUUUUAAGUCAGAAAAGAACAAUGUAUGUUCUACAUCUCGAUCAAUAAAAUGAAAAACUCAUUCGUACCCUGAUCAUGA